Messenger RNA from Panicum virgatum (switchgrass), 2093 nucleotides. Its product is annotated as xylan glycosyltransferase MUCI21-like. Gene Ontology annotation, molecular function: glycosyltransferase activity. The transcript has a single exon. The record is from RefSeq and is a predicted model, not a curated record. The coding region runs from base 200 to 1780 and encodes 526 amino acids. NCBI's taxonomy places the organism in Eukaryota, Viridiplantae, Streptophyta, Magnoliopsida, Poales, Poaceae.
GGAAGAAGAUGAUGGCUCUGCAGGUUCCAAAAUGAUACGUACGUCUGCCAGCACAAGCGGAAAACUGAUACUAGCGGCGCAGGAAAUCGUCGACGACUGCGCCGCGCCGCCCGGUGCGACUCGUCUCGCCGCAGGUCCAUAAAACCCCCACGCGCGCGACAGAGACGCCGGCCAGCAGCACAAGGCUUGCUCGUUAACGAUGCCGAGUGCCAUGCCCAUGGCGGCCUCGAAACUGGCCGUGCCCAAGGGCCUCGGCGCCGCGGAAGACGCCGCGGCCGCCAAGAAUAAGCCCAGGUGGGGUUUCGUCCAGUUCUUCUUCGUGCUCUCCGUCGUCCUCUGCGUGCUCCUCUACGCGCCGCGCGUCUUCGUCCUCGCUCCGCGCGGCGGCAUCGACGUCGUCGGCUUCUUCACGCCGAAUUCGUCAUCCAAGGGGACGCUGUCGUCGUCGUCGAGCGGAUCGCCGGUGCCGCAGCAGCCCGUCGGCGGCACUGCGGGAGACGACGGUGGCCGUGUGGUGCUUGACAACCAGGUGGACUCCCCGUGCUCGUCCAUGCGCGACCACACCAUCUGCUGCGACCGCUCGAGCGUCCACACCGACGUCUGCUUCAUGGCCGGCGACGUGCGCACGGACGCCGCGUCCCUGUCGCUGCUGCUGUUCCCGCCGCGCGACCACCAGCAGCACCAGGCGCCGCCGAACGGCUCGUCGUCGACGGAGGAGAGGGUGCGGCCCUACCCGCGCAAGUGGGAGCGCCUGAUCAUGGCCAAGGUCCCGGAGGUGCGGCUCCGGGUGGCGCGGCCGGAGGAGGAUGCGGCGGCGGAGCACCGGUGCGACGUCCGUCACGACGCGCCGCUCCUCGUCAUGUCCGCGGGGGGCUACACCGGCAACCUGUUCCACGCGUUCAACGACGGGUUCCUGCCGUCGUGGCUGACGGCGCAGCACCUCCGGCGGCGCGUCGUGCUGGGCGUGCUGUCGUACAACCCGUGGUGGGCUGGCACGUUCGGCGAGAUCAUCUCCGGGCUGUCGGAGCACCGCGUGGUGGACCUGGCCCACGACAAGCGGACGCAUUGCUUCCCCGGCGCCAUCGUGGGCACCCGCUUCCACGGCGUGCUCGUCGUCGACCCCGCCAGGCUCCGGGACAACAAGACCAUCGUCGACUUCCACCAGCUCCUGGCCGACGCCUACGAGACGAAGCAGCAUGGGCGCCGGAGCACCAGCAGCAGCAGACGACGACGACCAAGGCUCGGGAUCGUGUCGCGCAAGGGGACGCGCGUGAUCGAGAACCAGGCGGCGGUGGCGCGGCUGGCGUCGUCGAUCGGGUUCGACGUGGACGUGUUGGAGACGGCCACCGGGCUGCCGCUGUCGGCGUGGUACGCGUCGGUGAGCGCGUGCGACACGCUGGUGGGCGUGCACGGUGCGGACCUGACCAAGUUCCUGUUCCUGCGCCCCGGGCGCGCGUCGCUGGCCCAGAUCGCGCCGCUGGGCGUGUCCGCGAUCGCGCGGGACUGCUUCGGCGGGCCGGCGGCGAGGAUGGGGGUGGCGUACGAGCAGUACGAUGUGGGCGCGGAGGAGAGCUCGCUGGCGCGCAGGUACGCGGCGGGCGACGUGGUGGUGGCGGACCCGGAGCGGGCGAAGCGGGACAAGGGCGGCUGGGGCCUGGUGGCGCGCGUGUACCUGGGCGGGCAGAACGUGAGCCUGGACCUGAGCAGGUUCGGCGAGACGCUGGGCAGGCUGCACUCGCACGCCCUGCUGCAGCGGCGGCGACAUGUACAGGAGUUGUAGUUAGCAGGCAGGCUGCAGCGGUAAUGAUGUGACAUUGCUAGCUGUUCCGGUGGGGCUGGAGCCUGGAGCGCCGGCGGCGAGCACUAGCGGUAGCGGAGGUUGGGGAUCAGCAGUACGUGUCGUCUCGUCAGCAACGACGCCUUGGAAGGAACGAAGCAGUUAAGUGUUGGGAUACGCAGACCACCGUGCAUUGUGGACGAUUCCUGUGAGCAAGAGUCCAGGGUGAAUUACAUGUAUACUGUACUAUGCGGAUGACUAGCGUGCAAUGCAUUGCCUGCACGCAAGCAAACACUUGUGAACACUAUGCUGACUA